Clupea harengus (Atlantic herring) is the source of this 4578-nucleotide messenger RNA. RefSeq names its product MCF.2 cell line derived transforming sequence b (gene mcf2b). The record is from RefSeq and is a predicted model, not a curated record. Gene Ontology annotation, cellular component: cytoplasm. Gene Ontology annotation, molecular function: guanyl-nucleotide exchange factor activity; protein binding. Gene Ontology annotation, biological process: dendrite development; intracellular signal transduction. Lineage: Eukaryota; Metazoa; Chordata; Actinopteri; Clupeiformes; Clupeidae.
AAUAUCCCGUCGAAAGGCCGAAUUCUAAAAUAAUGGCGGAAGCCAAUCCACUUCGGGGAUUUCCUCGAAUCCGAAGGACUGCGACCUCUAUCCCAGGUAACCUCCACCUGAUCUUGGUGCUGAGGCCCACUAGUCUCCUCCAGCGCACCACCCCCUCUGGCAGCACUGACAUUGGCUUCCGCUUCAGUCAGGAUGACUUCGUCCUCAAGAUGCCUGUCAUCGGACUCAGCUCUGUCAGUGACCUUCUCCACUACCUUGAUGAGCACCACCUUUCAUCUGACUUUGAUGGAAAACUGGAUUAUUGCCAUAGUGACUGGUUUGUUUUAAAAACGGCUAUUGAGACUUUUGCAGUGACAGUAAAGGAGAUAGCCCAGCUGCUGCAGGCCUUUGGCACAGAGCUGGCUGAGAUCAAGCUUCCAGAUGAGGCCAAUGCCAUCGAGUACCUCCUCACCGCUCACACAGACAAGUACCGCCAGAUGAAGGAUGAGAUCAGGUCUGUCAUCAAAGAGGGCCGCCAGUUGCAGACCAACCUGGAGGCCUCCAAACCACCAGAGGGCAAUGCUGCAGAGGAAAGAGAUGCAGAGCAGGACAGGGGUACGGUGCAAAGACUCUUGGCACAGCUGCGGGACAUGGAGAUGGCCUUUGAUGAAUUCUUCGAGAAGCACCACCUGAAGCUGCAGCAGUACCUUCAACUGUUAAGAUACGAGCAAAGCUUUCACGAAAUGGAGCUGGUGCUGGAGCAGCUCUAUAGUCAGGAGAGGGCCAUUCCCUCUGUGGGUGUGACGGUGGGCCAGGCAGAGCAGCUGUUCUCAGACCUGGAGGCAUUGGAUGCCCGAGCAGAGGACGAGAUGUGCCGUGCCCAGAUCAUCAUCCUCCACGGGCAUCAGCUGGCUACCAGUCACCACUACGCCCUGGCGCUGAUUGUCCAGCGCUGCAACGAGCUGCGCCACCGCUGUGACGUGCUCACCACCUCGCUGCGGGCCAAGCGCGCCUCCCUCACUCGUGUCAGGGACCUGCUGAUCUGCCUGGAGGAGGUAACGUCCUGGUGUGAUCAGGGGGCCUAUCUCUUGGCCAAUCAGCUGGUAGAUAGGUUCCAGUCUAAAGAGGGGGCUCAGAUGGCGCUGCUUGACCUGGACAGACUCUUGGAGCGGGCGCCCUCCGUCUUCAGGUCCGGCCCUGACGUUCUCAGCCUGGAGUUCCAGGCUAUUCUGACGCCCCAACUGGAGUAUCUUAUGUCCCUCCACCAGUCCCAGAUAACUGCAGCCGCUGAGAAGCUGUCUGCAGUGCGCGGAAUGAUCCAGAACAGGCAGGCCUGCCUGAGGAAGCUGGCCGACGUGCAGACCCGGCCAAUCCAGCUGGUGGCCCCGCGGCCCGAGAACUCCCCGAGCUGCAAAUCACCGCUCUUCUCACCCAAGCACAGUGUUGACUUUAAUUCCACCUUAAAGUUCUCCUUUGAUCUUUCCUUGCCUGGUAAAAGAGGAUCUCGGAAAAGCCCAAGCACAAAGAAGAUUGAAGUCAUGCAUGACUAUGAGGAGAACAGGACCUCCAUGUCCUUUGGACCGGAGGGAGAGGAGAACCCACUGCAGAAGCGACGACAUGUGAUCAAGGAGUUGAUUGACACAGAGAGAGUCUACGUGGACGAGUUGCUGUCUGUGUUGCUGGGCUACAGAGCUGAGAUGGAUAACCCAGCCCUCUCCAGCCUCCUGCCAGCUACCCUGCGCAACAAGAAAGACGUCCUGUUUGGAAACAUGGCAGAGAUCUACAAUUUCCACAGCAGAAUUUUCCUGCAAGAUCUGGAAAGUUGCCUGGAGAUCCCAGAAAGAGUUGGGGCUUGUUUUCUGGAGAGGACCGAGAACUUCAAGGUGUACGAGCGGUACUGUCAGAAUAAACCUCGCUCUGAAUCACUAUGGAGACAGAGCUCUGACUCUGUAUUUUUCCAGGAAUGUCAGAAAAAGCUCGACCAUAAACUGCGAUUAGACUCGUACCUACUCAAGCCUGUUCAACGGCUGACUAAAUACCAGCUUCUACUGAAGGAGCUCUUGAAGCACAGUGCCAACUCUGAUCACACCAGUGAACUGCAGGGGGCACUCAAUGCCAUGUUGGAUCUCCUCAAGUCAGUCAACGACUCCAUGCACCAAAUCGCCAUCACAGGUUAUGAGGGCGAGCUCAGCGACCUGGGCCGCAUUCUCAUGCAGGGCUCCUUUAACGUGUGGAUCAACCACAAGAAGGGCUCCACGCGCAUGAAGGACCUGGCCCGCUUCAAGCCCAUGCAGAGGCACCUGUUCCUGCACGAGCACGCGCUGCUCUUCUGCAAGAAGCGGGAGGAGAACGGCGAGGGGAAUGAGCGCACCUCCUACAGCUUCAAACACUGCCUGCGGAUGAGUGCUGUGGGCAUCACAGAGAAUGUCAAAGGAGACAUCAAGAAGUUUGAGCUAUGGUACAGCGGCAGAGAGGAGGUCUACUUAAUCCAGGCCCCAUCAGUGGAGGUGAAGAUGGCCUGGCUGACUGAGAUCAGGAAGAUCCUCACUAAUCAGCGACUUGCUCAAGAUGAAGGUCACACCUGUGUGGUGGCAGAGGGUGUAAUAGACAGUCUGGCACGUGUUUCGGUGUGCAUGCCCUGGAGCCCCAGCCAGAUCGCGGGCUGCUCAGCUUGUUUUGAUGUCCUUCCUAACAGCAAGCUGCAGGGGGCCUCAGUCAGCUCCGAGGAGACUGAGUCAGGCCGCACCAGCCCGGUUCUGACGGACCCUGUCAUCUUCUCACCCCGGCGGCAGCAGAACCGUUGCAGCUGGCAUGGUACCUCCAACUCAGAUAUCUGUGAGGGUCUGGAGGACUGGACCACUGAUCUGUCCAACCUGUCCGAGUCUGAUGAGGAUGAGGUGGCUUCUCUGCUGGUCCCUGGGCGGUACAGGGCGGUGGUAGAGGGCCGUCAGACGGGACCUGACGACCUGCUGAUUAAACAUGGUGAUGUCCUUCAGCUGGUGCAGGAAGAUAGAGAUGGCCUGUGGCUGGUAAAGAACAUCACUCGAGGGGAGGAAGGCCGAGUUCCACCUUACAGUCUGCUGAGGAUUCUGGGAGAGACCGGUUAUUUCACCCGCCAGGGCGGUGAGUUUUGGUGAGAGAGGGACAUGGUAAGUGUGAAGUCCAGAAAGCUCAGCCCCUGAAGAAGCCUUUUGGAAGACCACAGAACACCCAUAAAUCUUCAACAGGCCCCCCGGAGAUCCUCAACAUUCAGCACAAAGACCUCAGCAUUCCAAAGUCCUCUGUCCUAAAUCACUCUGUCAGUCUCACUGUCUAAACCAGCCAUUUAUCAAGGGACAGGACAUGAGUGGUUACUGUAUAUGUAACAGACAUGAUUCAGCCCUAUUGGGCAGAGGGGUUUAUGGAUUGGACUGAAGGACAGGCAUCGACUCUCUACAGAUCCAGAAUCAGUAUCCCUCACAAGGAUCCACCAGUGAUAAUACAGUGGGAUUAAAAACAAACCUUUCUCAAACAUUUGUCAAAGUAGGUCAGUCUGUCAAGCACAAUGUAAAACAUAGGUCAGUAUUCUGCCUGACCUAAAGUGAGCCUGAUUGUUUGGCAUCGGGCAUCUUCUCAUGACCACCCAGUGCCGUGUGUUUCUCACACAGAAGCCUCGGUUUCCAUGGUUAUCGAGCAACGGGCCGACCCCCUGCUGACUGUGAUGUUGGCCCAGUGGUAGUAGGCCUCUUCAUGCGAGUUAUGGGUGAGAGUUUUUAAUGAUUUCAGAACAGACAGGUCUCUGCAAGAUAUUGAUGAUGCACAGCUAUUUUCUUACUGUAUGUACAGAGUGUAAACUAUGGGAGGGACUCUGAUAUGUGUUAUAUUGUACACAACACAUUUGCAUAACAUCUGUCUGAGUAUAUGUGCCAAAAAACUACAAAGUCCAUGUUUCCCCCCGAACCGCCACUUUUAUAAGGCUGUUGUUUCAUUACGCUGCUUAGCUUAAAGAGCACAUGAUAUGCAUUUGUGGACGUAAGUGGGGUCUUAAAAAUAUAGCCUUCACUCGGUAACUAUGGUGAUGCUUUAUUCUGCUUGCAAUCACAAUUCCGCAUGAUGCAAUCGUAGCCAUGAGGUGCUUUCUCUUGCUGCACACCCCAUGUUUGCCUCAUUCUGCACAGCACUUUGGUUUGGUAGGUUUAAGCUUUGCCAGAGCCUUAACACAAUUCAGAAGCUUCCAUUGUAUUCAAAACUGAUACUGUGACCGAUUGAUUGGACGCAGUUCUGUUCUGUUGUACUCCAAUGAAAGGUCAUAUUACUGGUUUUGAGAAGCAAUGAAUUCCUUGCAUAAUGUUUUAAGUCAUUUGAAAUGUAUGUAUUGUAGUAGAUGAGAGUUUCUGCUGCACAAACUGAGACUUCAGAACAGCAAAUGCCAAUGUGUUGUUUAUAUGAGAGCAAUGUAUUUUUAGUUAUGUAAAUUGAGGAAGAGGUCUCAUGUGAAUAUCCCAAAAAUAUCAAAAAGAAAUAUAUUCGCACAGCAACAAAAUAGAGGAUUUUUCUUUAUUUUUUUUCUCUUGAUUGAAUUAUUUUUUAAUUAAAUAAAUAUCAUCAGUCUUUAAGGAA